ACGAAAACCGGAUGUUGUCGAUUGUUGCCAACCGGACUGGUUUAAGUGACGCACACCCCUGUCAAAGUACCAACAUGGCGUCAGGGUUUAUCCUCAGAAGUGGCGCAUUGACGGUUGGAAUACGCAGCCAACGUUUAAGUUGGAAUGUCACAGCCAUGCAGGUCCGCGGGAUGAAGCGUUGGAUGAGAGCCUACACACAUCUAAUGGCAUUAAAGCUAAAACUUGAAGGUCCUCCACCGCCCAAACCAAGAUCUCAGAAGCCUAAUUGGGAUUAUCACGCUGAGGUUCAGGCUUUCAGCACCCGCCUACAUGAGAACUUUUCCCUGGAGCUACUGAAAACAGCUUUUGUUAAUCCCUGUUACCUGCAGGCGGAACAAAAAAGGAGACAGGAGCUGGGCAUGGACUCAGCAGUCACACCUCUUGCUCUCAAAGAUAACAUUCAUUUGAGUGCAAAGGGAGAAGCCUUCACGAAACGCUUUCUAACUGAUUGGUGCAGGGCCAGCUUCCCCAGCCUGCCAACCGAAGGGGUAGAGAGUAUUGUGGGUCACCUCGCUAGUGUGGCCCUUGUGAGUUACGUAGCCAGAAAUCUUGGCAUCGAGGAUCUAACCUUGAGUUCAGAAUUUCCUGUCCCAGAUGAUGUGCUUCGUUCUACGUUCAUGGCAGUGAUUGAAGCACUGCAUGGAAGCAAUGGAGCAGAGCGGACUGGGUAUUUCCUCAGGGAUUUCCUGGUUUCCCAGCUGAUUGGAAAAGACCUAUUUGAUAUGUGGACCGUGGUUAAUCCUAUGGGACUUCUGGUGGAGGAACUAAAUAAGAGGAAUGUUCCUCUUCCAGAGCCACGCCUCAUCAGGUCUGCUGGGUCCAGCACCGUGUUGCCGCUGUAUUUUGUUGGUUUAUACAGUGAUAAGAAGCUCCUAGCUCAGGGUCCAGGCGAGACACUUGUUGCAGCAGAGGAGGAGGCAGCUCGUGUGGCCUUGCGGAAACUCUAUGGCUACGCUGAGAACCGCAGACCCUUUGACUUUACUCCACAACCACAGCAUGAGCAACCUUUACUUCAGUCAGUCAGCAGCAGUUAAUAAAGCAAGAACAAUCUUACUGCUAUUUGUAGAUGGUGAACGUCUACUCUGUUCAAUAUCGGCCACCAAUUUUUACUUAUUUGGGUCAUUUUCAUUGCCUUGUGAUCUUUAAAUUUCAAUCUAGCUAAAAAAAAAAAUAAAGUUCCAGAUUUUACUUAUAUUUUGGGUGGAUUUGUAAAAUUAGGAGAAGAUGUCAGAAGCUUGGCUUUGUUGCUACAGAAAAACAAUCUUAAAAAACGCUGGGUAUUUACACUGAAUACCCAAUGUACAUAAUAUACAUUUUAAUUGCAACGUUAUAGAUUUAAAUACACCUCACGGUGAUACUUGGACACGUCAUCAGUGAUAAACCCGGGGUCAAAGGGUGUUUCGGGUCUUUAAUCAUCAGACACCCUUGCCCGGGCGACCCAACCGGGAUUGAUCAGACCCCGGCUUGUGUCCAAGUAGCGCACCAUGGAGCCCCCCUACGAAUCCACAGCCACCGGGAGGCCUUUUCUGCGGCCUCAAGGAUGUUCUUGGUGGCUUUCUUUGACUGCAGUCCUCUAACUCCAAGGAGUUUCAACACUCGCUGUAGUGAGUGGCCUGCGAAACCUCUGCAACCAGGGGUACAUAAUAUACAUUUUAAUUGCAACGUUAACAGUUAUGCAUUU
This is a messenger RNA of Dunckerocampus dactyliophorus (ringed pipefish), 1720 nucleotides long. RefSeq names its product mitochondrial ribosomal protein L44 (gene mrpl44). Gene Ontology annotation, molecular function: double-stranded RNA binding; ribonuclease III activity. The transcript is spliced from 4 exons. Lineage: Eukaryota; Metazoa; Chordata; Actinopteri; Syngnathiformes; Syngnathidae. Gene Ontology annotation, biological process: rRNA processing; regulation of gene expression; primary miRNA processing. Gene Ontology annotation, cellular component: nucleus. The coding region runs from base 12 to 1073 and encodes 353 amino acids. The record is from RefSeq and is a predicted model, not a curated record.